Molecule: messenger RNA, 1101 nt
Organism: Lachancea thermotolerans CBS 6340
Lineage: Eukaryota; Fungi; Ascomycota; Saccharomycetes; Saccharomycetales; Saccharomycetaceae
Gene: ARO4
Product: 3-deoxy-7-phosphoheptulonate synthase ARO4
Exons: 1
Coding region: 1-1101 (366 amino acids)
Biological process (GO): aromatic amino acid biosynthetic process
Cellular component (GO): cytoplasm
Molecular function (GO): 3-deoxy-7-phosphoheptulonate synthase activity
Source: RefSeq, a predicted model, not a curated record
AUGUCUGGACAAGCACCAUCUCCAGCCGCCCUGGAAAAGGCCGAAGACGUCAGAAUUUUGGGUCUUGACCCACUGGUCUCACCUGCGCUGCUGCAGUCUCAAAUCCCAGCCACCUCUGAAUGCCUGAAAACAGUGCAGAAAGGUAGAGUUGGCGCCAGCAAAAUUAUCACAGGCGAAGACGACAGACUGUUGGUCAUCGUCGGCCCUUGCUCUAUCCACGACCUGGACAUCGCUCAGGAAUACGCCAGACGUCUCAAGAAGCUUUCCGACGAACUGGAGGGUGAGCUUUGUAUCAUCAUGAGAGCUUACCUGGAGAAGCCUAGAACCACUGUCGGGUGGAAGGGUCUCAUCAACGAUCCUGACGUCGACAACUCCUUCAACAUUAACAAGGGUUUGCAAUCCGCCAGACAGCUUUUCGUCAACUUGACCAGCGCUGGUGUCCCAAUCGGCUCUGAGAUGCUGGACACCAUCUCUCCUCAGUACUUGGCGGACAUGUUGUCUUUCGGUGCUAUUGGCGCCAGAACCACCGAGUCCCAGCUGCACAGAGAGUUGGCUUCUGGUCUGUCUUUCCCAGUCGGCUUCAAGAACGGUACCGACGGUACUUUGGGUGUGGCCAUCGAUGCCAUGCUUGCGGCCUCCCACUCCCAUCACUUCAUGGGUGUUACCAAGCACGGUUUUGCUGCCAUUAUCACUACCAAGGGUAACGAGCACUGCUUCGUGAUUCUGAGAGGUGGUAAGAAGGGCACCAACUACGACGCUAAGUCCGUGGCUGAGGCCAAGGCUCAGUUGCCUCCAGGUGGCACCUUGAUGAUCGACUGCUCUCACGGUAACUCCAACAAGGACUAUAGAAACCAGCCCAAGGUGAACGAUGUUGUUUGCGAACAGGUUGCCAACGGUGAAGACAAGAUCAUCGGUGUCAUGAUCGAGUCCCACAUCAACGAAGGUAAGCAAAACAUCCCACCUGAGGGCAAACAGGGUCUGAAAUACGGUGUUUCGAUCACCGAUGGCUGCAUAGGCUGGGAGACUACCGAUCAGGUUUUGCGCAAGCUGGCCGAUGCCGUUAAACAAAGGAGAGCGCUCAAGAAGAAAUCGUCUGCUUAA